AUGGGUAAUACAGAAAGUAAUUCUUUAUUAAAACCAUUAGAUAUUCAUUUAUCACCUGGUAAUGAUGAAAUAUUUCAACCAGCACCUCUUCCACUAGAUUCUGAUGGAUUUAUUAUUAGUUUUAAUGUUGAACAACAAGAAGAAAUAUUAACAUUUUUUGAAAAACAUGGAGUAGUUGUUGUAUCGAAUGUAUUGACUGAUGAACAAUGUCAACGUAGUGUUGAUGAAGUAUGGCUUUUUUUACAGGAAAUGUAUAAUCAAAAUAUUGAUCGAAAUAAACCAGAAACAUGGAGUUUUGGAUGGCCUAGUUUUUCAAAAAUGGGAAUCGUUGGAAAUGAACGUUGGUUAUAUCCUCAAGCAUGUGAUAAUCGACAAAAUCCAAAUAUUUAUCAAGUAUUUCGAACAUUAUUAGGUGAAAAUGAAUUAAUUGUAAAUAUUACUAGAGCUGGAUUAAUGCGUCCAACAAAAAAUAUUUUCUUUUCGUCACUCAAUAAAACAGAAGAUCGAGAAGAAUGGAAAACAAUCUCAGAAUGGCUUCAUUUAGAUAUGAAUCCAUUAACAGGUCGAGCAACUACUUAUGGAUUCGAACAUGUUGGUGAAGGUCAUUUUGAUAGUAGUAAGAAUCCAGAUGCAGCAAUAAAUAAUCCAGUUAAUAAUGGUAUGCGUAUUAGAAAAUUACAAGGAAUAUUAGCUUUAGCUGAUUGUCGAGAAGAAGAUGGUGGUUUUCAUGCAGUCCCUGGUUUUCAACAUUUUAUUGAAACCUGGACGAAACAGAAUAAGCAAAUAUGUAUAGAUGCAAAUGAAUCAGGAGAUCCAACUACAGUUCAAAUUCCACAAGAUGAUCCUAUUCGACAAUACAUACAACGAAUGCCAAUUCGUAAAGGGUCUUUACUUGUCUGGGAUUCUCGUUUACCACAUGGAAAUUUUCCAAAUAAUUCCUCUAGUAUGAGAAUUGUUCAAUAUUUACAUAUGGCACCAGUCAAUGAUGAAGCAAUUCGUUCAUUUCCAUUAUCAAAAGAUGAUUUACCAUCAACAUUUCAUCUUACUGAUUUAGGAAAAAAAUUAUAUGGAUUCAAAUCAUGGGAAUCAAAUAUUGCAAAAAAACGUUUUCGAGAAGAAAGAAAUCCACAAGUAUUAGAACGUGUUCAAUAUGAAAGAAAUGCAAGAAAUGUUAUAAAAACUGCCGGAUUAACAUCACAAAAAUAA
Messenger RNA from Adineta steineri, 1206 nucleotides. Lineage: Eukaryota; Metazoa; Rotifera; Eurotatoria; Adinetida; Adinetidae. The record is from the annotation of a GenBank genome assembly.